UUUUUUCAAGAGCCAAAACACUCCAGACUGUUGUAAAUAAAUUGAAUUGAACUGAAUCAGUGUAGGAUAAAAUGUUUUAGCUUCUCCAAAUGCUCUGUGAUGGACUUUUUCUUGUGGGUAAAAAGUUACAUCUGCUGUGUUUGUGGACACAGCACAGUAAUGUUGCUGGCAUUGUGUUGCACCUGACCUUUUGUGCAUCACUCAGUCAUGCUAGACCACAGAACCGAUAGUGAGCAUAUUUAAUGGAUUAGCCUCUUUAUUAGUAACAAGUAGAGAUGGAUGAGCUACAAGCAGACAGGACAAUGAGAGAUCAUUAAAAAUAGAGCACAGUGAAUCGCUGCCAAGUCCUGAAUAGGAGCCACAAAGAGUUAACAAUGCCUUAACCGUCUGCAAGGUGGCCUUUUACUUUCACUGUCUCCUGUUUCUAGUUUUUUUUUUGGGAGGUUUUCUUUCUUCAAAUUUUAAAAUCGUUUGUAAAGCAAAACUUUUUCAUUCUAUGAAGAUAUGUGACUGUAAGUAACUUGUUGGUCUAGCAUUUUCUGUCAAGACUUUUGAUACUGCAGCACAUGUUGUGAAUUCUCCAACGAAAUCAGACUAAAAAAAAAAGCUUCACAACUUUGAGAAACCGUUUAUUUGCAGCACAGCGACAAACUGCUGAUAAUGAUAUUUACUCUAUUCUAUGCAGACACUCAUAAAGAUUCACUCACUUCGGCAUGCUGAAUGCUUAAAGUGGGUCCAACAGGAAAGUAAUCAACUUUUUUUCUGUUUAGUUCAACUGGCCAUCAUUUGACCACUCAUACUGGUGUUUUUUAGUCCUGCUAACGACUCUAUAUCUCCAGCCCUGAGAGCUGCCAGUCAGCAAUUUUUAGAUGCACACCCUCUCCAACACACCUGAAUCCAAUGAAUGACUCAAUACCAGAACUGCUGAUGAGGGAAUUCAUGCGUUUGACUGAGAAAUGUUGGAGAAAGAAUGCUGUUAAAAAUUUCAGGACAGCAGCUUGGGCUCCAGUGAUCUUGAUUGAUGUGCUGCUGUCUCCCAGGGAGGAAGGUGGUCACAUUUACUGUAAAAAUGGAUCCCUGCGUCCGGCUUUGGAUUGUCCUCUUCAGUACCUCUUCCACCUGUUGAGACGUCGCAGAUAGCCGCCCUGCCGCACUUCUGGGAUGGUGUGACGUCCAGCCACCUGCUGGCUGCCCCACAUCUGGGUCGAGAUGCCUGUGAUGAAGGGGCUCCUGGCCCCACAGAACACCUUUCUGGACGCCAUCGCCACGCGCUUCGAUGGCACCCACAGCAACUUCUUGUUGGGUAAUGCCCAGGGCCAUUGCGGCUACCCCAUCGUUUACUGCUCUGAUGGCUUCUGUGAGCUGACUGGCUUCACUCGCACCGAGGUGAUGCAGAAGAACUGCACCUGUCGCUUCCUUCAUGGAGCCGACACCUGCGAACACGUGGCCCAGCAGAUAGAGAAGGCUCUGGAGGGACGGGAAGAGUACCAGACUGAAGUCCACUUUUACAAAAAGAAUGGUGUGGCCUUCUGGUGUCUGCUGGACAUUGUGCCCAUAAAAAACGAAAAGGGCGAAAUGGUUCUCUUCCUCUUCUCAUUCAAGGACAUCACUGACAGCUAUGGGAAGGGGCAUCACAGCAGCAAGAGGGGUGAAGACAGCAGGUACAGGAGGAAGAGCAGCUCUCACUUCCGCGAGGCCAGAAAACACGGACGCACCAUGUUGUACCAGCUGACCAGCCGAUUCUCCAGAGGAGGCAAAAGAGACGUCAACCUGAGCGGAACGAUGGUGGACAAACCUUCAGUACCAGAGUACAAGGUGGCGGCGGUGCAGAAGUCUCGCUUCAUCCUGCUCCACUACAGCGUAUCCAAGGCGCUGUGGGACUGGCUCAUUCUGCUGGCUACCUUCUACGUGGCCGUCACCGUACCCUACAACGUUAGUUUCUCCCCACACGAUGACUCCAUCCCUGCUUCCCGCUCCACCAUCGUCAGUGACAUCUUAGUGGAAAUGCUGUUCAUUAUUGACAUUAUCCUGAACUUUCGUACCACCUAUGUGAGCCAGUCAGGUCAGGUGGUGUACGAGUCUCGCUGCAUUUGCAUUCACUAUGCCACCACUUGGUUCUUUGUGGACCUGGUGGCCGCCUUGCCCUUUGACCUACUCUAUGCCUUCAACAUCACAGUGACCUCUUUAGUCCACCUCCUGAAGACAGUCCGUCUUCUACGUCUGCUUCGGCUUCUUCAGAAGCUCGACCGUUACUCUCAGUACAGCGCCAUGGUGCUGACCUUACUGAUGUCUGUUUUUGCCCUGCUGGCGCACUGGAUGGCCUGCAUCUGGUACAUGAUCGGUCGCAAGGAAAUAGAAACCAAUGAAACCUGGGAGAUAGGAUGGCUUCAUGAGCUGGGCAAACGUCUGGAGACUCCGUACAUCAACAGCACAGUGGGCGGCCCGACGGUCCGCAGCUCCUACAUCGCUGCUCUCUACUUCACCCUCAGCAGCCUGACCAGUGUGGGCUUUGGGAACGUCUGCGCCAACACAGACGCCGAGAAGAUCUUCUCCAUCUGCACCAUGCUCAUCGGUGCCCUGAUGCACGCUGUCGUCUUCGGUAAUGUGACGGCCAUCAUCCAGCGCAUGUACUCACGCCGCUCCCUCUACCACACGCGUAUGAACGACCUGAAAGACUUCAUCCGUGUUCACCGCCUGCCCCAGCAGCUUAAGCAGCGGAUGCUGGAGUACUUCCAGACCACAUGGUCUGUCAACAACGGCAUCGAUGCCAACGAGCUCCUGCACGACUUCCCAGAUGAGCUGCGGGCCGACAUCGCCAUGCAUUUGAAUAAGGACAUCCUUCAGCUGCCGGUUUUUAAAGGGGCCAGCCGAGGCUGCCUGCGCUCACUCUCCCUUCAUAUUAAGACCUCUUUCUGUGUACCUGGGGAGUACCUGAUCCGUCAGGGCGACGCUCUGCAUGCCAACUACUUUGUCUGCUCCGGUUCCCUGGAGGUACUGAAGGACAGCAUGGUGUUGGCGAUAUUAGGCAAAGGGGAUCUGAUCGGGUCUGACUUGCCUGGAACUGAUCAGGUGAUAAAGACGAAUGCGGAUGUGAAGGCGCUCACCUACUGUGACCUUCAGUACAUCAGUGUGCGCGGGCUGAGAGAGGUGCUGGAGCUCUACCCAGAGUAUGCCAGCGUGUUCACCACCGACAUCCACAACAACAUCACCUACAACCUGCGUGAAGGCAGCCAAGACGAGGGCUUCAGCAGAUUCUGCAAGUCGCCCAGACUUCCCCAUCAGUCACCAAAGCUCCCUCCUAUUGUUGAGACCAAGUUGGACGACCCUGAUGACUCCUUCCACCUCUCUCCAGCCACACGCUCUCGGCGCAACCUCUUGCUGCCCAAUUUCACCAGCCCGGUUCGCCGCACCUCCCUGGGUAACCUGCUAGGAGACGAGCUGCGUCAGUUCAACGCCCUGCGACGUUGCCGUUCACCAAACCUCAGCCGACGAUUACCUGGACAAAGCUUGUCCCCUCAGCCACCCUCAAAAAAGGAGCACAGCACUUCCUUAUCCGCCCCAACUCAGGCUUCAACUUCAGCCAAGGACGAGCUGGGAGACGAGCAAAAACCUGCAAAGUUGCUCAUCCCAACGGUGAUGUGUUUUCCACCACCGGACCUCAGUCCCAGGGUUGUAGAUGGCAUCGAAGACAACGGCCACACGUUCCUUUUCACCGUGGAGCACAACAAGCCCCGCUCCGGAACAGGUGGCAUCACCCCAGAAACCACACAAACAAAUGCCACUCUGCUGCAGGAGACGGAGGAGGUGAAAGAGAGCAUAGCUCAGCUAAAUCUAAAGGUGGGCGUAUUAAACCAAGAAGUAUCAGAACUCACCAAGAGCCUUCACAACAUGAUGCAUCUCCUCCAGGCUCAUACAUCUGUAAACCACCACCACCACAAAACCCCCUGUCUUUCAAGUCCUCACUCUGUUCAUACAGUGUCCAGCUCUCCCAUGGCCCCCAGCACCUCCACAGCUUACUGCCUUUAUACCAGUCCGCAGAGUCUCAAAGCCUGGGGCCACCAAAGUGCACCAGUCGCUACCCAGCGGAGCUACACUGAAACUGUUCAGUCCCAUAGCAACCAGUCUACCACACCAAUGUCUAAUGCUUGUCUGCGACUUUCACUAAACUCUUCAUCUAAGUUAGGUUUAUGCCAUAGCACUGAGAGCAUGACAUUACCUGUAUGGACCAGCCCAUCUCUGUUUCAUGUCGGCGGAAGUCCUGACUUGGUGCGUCAUUCAAGUCGGGAUGAGUCCCGACCUCUUGGUGCUGGUCCAACCUCCAUCAGCCAGUCCCAUCCAACGCUGUGUCUGCAGCCUUCCAGUGACAGGGAUGAAUUUGCCUGCCUUCUAUCCAGCGCUCCUGCAGGUACAUCCACACGCAGCCUGCUGGACCCAACGCCUCAAAUCUCCAGUGAUGUUCUGGGUCACAAUCCGACCUUCCAGAUCCACGACUCGCACUCUUCCCUCCCUGCUGCCUCUUCUUCACCGCCUGCAUUACCUGGCCAACCGUCCGACUCCUCUCUGGAUUCGGGAUCGCCACAGAUGGAUGUUUCAGCGUCCCGUCUCACGCUGGGCGACCCCUCUGCUUCAGAGCACACCAGUUUGGAGUGUCUGCUGGGCAACAGGGACUCAGUGGAAAGUAGGGACAGCGAGAGCAUGUCAUCACGAAGGUCCAGCAUCGGCGGUCAAACUCAGAGCACCGAGCAGUCGUGGUGCCUGGACCUCACAGACUGAAGCGUCCACUUUUGAGUGAGACUUGGCAACAGUAGCUGCGUUUCCACUGACCAUAAAAUUGCGAAAAUUGGAAUUACGUAAAUAAAUUCACAUGCCAAUUUCAAAAUUUCUUUCCCGCAUACACUUUUUCCCAAUGGUUUCCUGAGAUAGCAAGUUGCCUGUUUUCUUCAGAUAACUAGUUAAUUUUUCAAUGGUUUUCUCAACAUAAUGAGUUAAUCUUGAUUAUUAGUGUGUGAGUUAAACCUCAUUCCAUCCUUCAAUGCAUGCUGUCAUGCACAAUUGCAAGCGGCAUGCCUUUAAAGGCUGGAAUGAGAUUUAAAACAACUGAUCUCAAAAACCAUCAGGAAAUGAAUUCUUCAUCUCUAGAAAACCAUCGGGGAAAAGUGUAUUUGGAGAACAGGAAGUUAUCUCAGAAAAAAUGAACUCCUUGUUUUUGAGAAAAUCAUUCGGGAAAAGUAUUUAUCAAAUCGUCCUCUUUCGACUUCCGUAGAUUUGUGAGCUUAUCAAAAUUGGUGCUUUUUUACAAAACUGAAAUGGAAAAACUUUUUCCCAUCCAACCAGUUGUAUACAGCAGCAGCACGCUUAUUUGUGGGAACUGACGUCCUCGGACAACAUGCAGCUGGCUCCACCAGAACUCUCAGCGUCGGACAAUUCAUCAAAACUUGAGUUUGUUGAAUCCGUAGCUCUUUUGUAAACUCGCCGACUUCAAUUUCCCCAAAACACUACGUUUAUAUGUAGCUGUAGUAAUAUAAGUAGCUUGUCGCUCCAUCGUCUAAAUAAGGCUGCGAUCACUCUGCAACCUAAAGUGACCCAAUUCCGAUUUUUUUUUUCUUUUUUUCGUAAUCCCGACCUGUAUCUGAUCUUUUCAUGACAGUCUGAACAACACAGGUCGGAUUUUUCCCGAAUGCGACCCAGACCACUUGGAUAUCCGAUACGUAUCCGAUCUUUAAAAAAAAAAAGUGAUCCGAGUCUCAACGGCCAGGUUCUGAACGUCAUUGAUACUCGACAAACGUCACUAUUCUGCAUCCUGAUACGCCCAAGCAGGAAGAAAAACGACAACCAUGGUGGACUACAAUGAGGUUUAAGUUGUUAAAGUACUGGCUUCGGUCGGACAACUUCAAAAUCAUAAGCUAUGCUCCACCGUUAGCCUCCAUGUUUACUUCCGCAAACAUUGAGCACCGCUUCUUUUCUACGGUAGUUGGCAAAACACUGCGCACGCUCUCUGUGACGUCAUUGCGCCCUCUAGUGGGCAUGCGGGACACCUUCAGGUCGUUUGCAGUUCACAAAGGAGAUCACAUACAAGUCGCAUAUAUGUGGAAGCGUGAACGACCACGGCAAAAAGAAAAUUCGUUUUGACAAAAAAAUCGGAAUUGAGUCACUUCAGGUUGCAGUGUGAAUGUAGCCUAAGACGCUGAUGUCUGAUAAUGGGCACUACUGCAGUUGCUGAAAUAUGAAUACAACUCAUAAGUGUUUUGAUCCAUCACCACCAUUAAUUUUAAAGACUGAGCACAUAAAAAUGCUUGUUUACGUGUGAUUUUAAUUCAGUUUCUUAUUUUAUAUUAACACCUCAAUUGCGAAAUUGUGUUUUUUCGACAUUAGCAGAUUAUCGGAAAACUUCUGUGCACAUUUGUAAUGGAAACGCAUCUAUUGUCGCUUUAUCGUCAUGCAUCUUCAUACAGUAUUUAAACCGUCUCUGACAGAUUGUAAAUCUGUACUUUUUGUUACCAUCCUAACUUUUGGGCUCCUGCAUUUGUCACUUUCUAUGCAACAGCAUGUUUUUGUGCAUUAUAUCGGCUUUACUGAAGUGUGUCUUCAGCUCCGCCACAGGAGCCACAGUAUAUAUGUUGUAUAUUUUUCCAGCGUCCUCAAUCAUUUUGCCAUCUAUGAAACCUGUUACCUCUCUUGCAUGGUAAAAGUUGUUUAUUCUUUUUCCUAAGGAAAAGUGUGUAAGCAUUCUACAUUUCUACAUCUACGAUUGAUUGUGUACACAAAUACUGUAUUUACACAGGAAGUGAGUCUGAGCUAUUGGAUAUUUUCAUAUAGAGAGGAACUACCAUGGCAUGCCUCACUUUGCAUGUAUGAAUAUGUGCACUGCAUAGAUUGUCUGUUUUUUUUUUAUUAUUAUUUUAUUGAAUGUCAAUCCAAAAUUCAGCAUUUUCUUUUCAGACUGUUGUAUAUCCACUGAAGUCUUACUUUCUUCUGUACACUUCAAAUUAUCUGGAAAUUUAAAUACAUUUCCUAUUUUCCACACUGUCAAGUUAAGUAUAACAUUUAAAAUUUAAAUUCCGCCAUAUUUUCUAUAGUAAGCAUUCGAAAUACACCUCUGCUGAAGAAUACAAUCUAAAUGUCCAUAUUAAACUGAAACAUUUAAAUCAUGUUCAUCCACACAAAUUCCUCAGAGGGAAGCACACAUUUUCCUGAUUAAUUAAGAGUAUUUUAUUCUUUCUGAAAAGUUUCUCCUUGGUUGUCAAAAUAAAAAACUGAG
Messenger RNA from Gambusia affinis (western mosquitofish), 7258 nucleotides. RefSeq names its product potassium voltage-gated channel, subfamily H (eag-related), member 4b (gene kcnh4b). The transcript is spliced from 17 exons. Bases 1210 to 4773 code for a protein of 1187 amino acids. Lineage: Eukaryota; Metazoa; Chordata; Actinopteri; Cyprinodontiformes; Poeciliidae. Gene Ontology annotation, biological process: potassium ion transmembrane transport; regulation of membrane potential. Gene Ontology annotation, cellular component: membrane. The record is from RefSeq and is a predicted model, not a curated record. Gene Ontology annotation, molecular function: voltage-gated potassium channel activity.